Pomacea canaliculata is the source of this 2639-nucleotide messenger RNA. RefSeq lists its product as uncharacterized. The coding region runs from base 395 to 1858 and encodes 487 amino acids. The transcript is spliced from 8 exons. The record is from RefSeq and is a predicted model, not a curated record. Lineage: Eukaryota; Metazoa; Mollusca; Gastropoda; Architaenioglossa; Ampullariidae.
UUCCACAUCUCUCUCUCUCACACGCACACAAGAGAGAACGUCACAUGUAAGGGUUAGUCACUCCAGCAGGUUUCCGCAGGGGAAUACUUUAGCUUCCACCUAAUGACAUUUCUUACAACUGUGCAGUCCACUCUGGACUCAUGACCAAGCGGUCCUUCGGUCUGUCUACUUACUUUCUAGAGUAACGAUUGUGGAGUUGUACACGUUGAAGAUCUGCCCUCGGUGUGUUAACGAGGGUUUACUGCUGCAUGACAACAUCGUGCGUGUGUGACGUCAAAGGAACUGGUGCAAUACAGAAAAAUAAUUCUUUCCGUGAAAUUUCGGUUUCGCGGCAGACAGAGGAAGGGGCCAGAUAAGAGUAUUCUUCUGAGCAAACAGACAGGAAGGAGGAAAGAUGACUUCAUGUGUUGAUGCUGACGUUGAUGACAACAUCGCUUUCCCGGUAGGCACAGUCAUCUGCAGUCGGGCCUCUACGACGACUGUGCCGACGAUAGAAACCUCCGCGGAUAGUUUUGAACAAGUGACUACUCCAGAACAGAUUUUAGGCACAGCCACUGGCGGAAGCACACAAGCGACCGAACGGACAACAAUGACAUCUACAUCUGUUGCUGCUGCAACUACCAGAGCUCCUUGUAACGUGAACUUAGAACAACUCAGUGCUGUUUACAACCUCGACAAUAUACGACAACAAUGCAACGAGUUUCACGCCUGUACCGUGGAGCUGUAUAAGUCUGAGAACCUUCACCGCAUCCUGGCCGGCGACAACAUUCAGCUCCGUAACAUCUGUGGGCUGAUGUACCGAAACAACAACAACAGCAGCUACCGGAUUCUGGAACAGCAGUGCUCAACUCAGGAGAGAGAAUCCAUCAAAGGCUUGCUGGAGGAGAAGUUGUCGUCUGUGUUUGACGAUCCUUCUGAAGGAGAAGGCACCGAGACUUGGUUGAAACUCAAAACUUGCCUUGACGGAGCCCCUGACGACGACCAGUACAUAAAUAAAUUGUGCAGGUUGAAGGGAAACUCCACAGCUCCACUGUGUAAUCAACCUGAUGUGCAGAAGACAACAGAAACGUUUUUCAACGCCAAGCUGAGAGAACUUCACUGUCAAUGUGAUGCUGUCAUCAACACACCCGCUCCAUCCUUACCUCUGAGGGCGCUGAUUGGCGGGGCCUGUGGCGGGGCGCUGAUACUCAUUCUCCUCGUCAUCAUCAUCGUUCUCUGCGUUCGACAUCGAAAGCUCCGGCGUCGUCUGAAGACAGAGUCAAAGCGUUCUGGAAACAAGACUUCACCAACCGACAGUUCUUGGCUUUCCAACCAAGGAAUCCGCAAUCACUCUCAGGCACCCGAAGCUCGGGUGAUGCGCGACAGCCCAGGCAUCAACCUGCCACCCAGGCACCGCGGCUACCCGAGCGUUACAUCCCAUUACCAACAUCCAGCCCCCGCCAGCCCCAGCGACAGCAACUACAUCGAGCUUCUACCUGACGUCGCCUGCAUCUACCGUCAGCAGGGGUUGCCUGGAGACCGCGGCCAUGGACUGGUCAGCAACCAUCCACGGGACCGUCCGUACGACCUGGCCAAGAACGUGGCGCCAUCUCCCGCCACCGAGAGAAGGAUGAGGAUGGAAUGCCCGUCGGGACGAUAUGACAGGCCGCUGGAGACGAUCGACAUGAAAUCCAUGGGGAAGAGCAAACCUCAAGGUGGCUACAACCACCUGGGUCUCCAAAGGGGGACCCCAGAGGUCGGGAAGAGGUCACAGCCGCUCACGCGCCAGGUGGCGGAGUCCGAGGAUGCUGGGGAGCGCAAUUGUUCUAACGAGCACAGUUAUUUUGAAGUAGAGCCCACUGACACUACUAAAGUGUAGAUGAAGGAUCAAAAUUACUUUCUCAUCUGCAAAUUGGGACUUUUAUAUAGAUACCACAGACACUGUGCCUUCUUUCGUUUUUGUUUUGGCUGUUUUGCCUUGUUUAUUUGUCAUGUCAAACGUUUACUGGGAAGCAUUGUCUCUAUUUUUUACUUUCCUGGUGUUUUAUAUAUUUGUUCACUUUAUUUUUUUUUCUUCUUUUGUUUUUUUGUGCGCAAUGAGCAUUCUUCUGAAUGGAUACCUGUGCAUUACAAAUCAACAUCAUCAUCAUCAUUGGCUUUGAUACAAUCACUGUAGACCAGAGCUGAGAAUCACACCUUGUUAUUUUUUUAUUAUUAUUUUUAAGCAAUGUUGGUCUACAGCUGGGUGCCAAAAGAACAAUUUAUUCUAUAAUAUUAUUGAGCAAACUGACUUAACUUCUGUCUGCCAGCGAUAGGCCAACAGGUUUAUAGUCCUUCAGCCAACUUUGGGACAGAGAUGCUUUAGACAGUGUGCUUAAUAUGAAGAAUUAUUUUAAACAUUUGAAAUCUGUGGCUAGAAUAUAGUGCACUACACGUUUAUGUUUAACUAGAAAGAUGUGAACACUUCAUGUGAACAAGUGCAGAUACGAAUGUUUAUACUUAUAUUAGUGCGAUGGCUUAUGUUAAACGUGCAAAAUGUGUUUGUCAAAAAUCUCGUUUAUGUUCGUAUUACAUGUUGAGUAAGUUUUAUAUUAUAAAUUCACCAGCAUGUGUCAAGCUGGCGGGUAGGGACUGAAACCUAAUAAAAUUCAUUAAAUCUG